Messenger RNA from Malus domestica (apple), 1667 nucleotides. Its product is annotated as ribulose-1,5 bisphosphate carboxylase/oxygenase large subunit N-methyltransferase, chloroplastic. Gene Ontology annotation, biological process: peptidyl-lysine monomethylation. Gene Ontology annotation, cellular component: chloroplast. Gene Ontology annotation, molecular function: [ribulose-bisphosphate carboxylase]-lysine N-methyltransferase activity; protein binding; protein-lysine N-methyltransferase activity. NCBI's taxonomy places the organism in Eukaryota, Viridiplantae, Streptophyta, Magnoliopsida, Rosales, Rosaceae. The record is from RefSeq and is a predicted model, not a curated record.
CACAUAUGUUGAAACGCACUGCAAAAAUCUAGAGAGAGAGAGAGAGAGAGAGAGAGAGUUACAGAGAGAAACAAUGGACACUCUCUUCACUCUAUCUUCUUCAUCCUCCAAUUUCAUCUUCCCCACUCCAAGAACAAAGCUUUCACUAGCAAAACCACCAACCCAUCCCAAGAAUCCCGUCCGCCUUGCCGUCACCGCUCUUUCCUCCCCGCUCCAAUGCGACCCGUCGCUCCCUCCGCCGGUCCAAACCUUCUGGCAGUGGCUCCGGGACGAAGGCGUCGUCUCAGCCAAGUCCCCUGCCGCAAAGCCCGCCCUGGUCCCCGAAGGCAUGGGGCUCGUCGCCCACCGAGACAUUUCCAAAAACGAGGUCGUUUUGGAGGUACCCAAGAGGCUCUGGAUAAACCCAGAUACCGUCUCGGCCUCCGAGAUCGGAGGUGUCUGCAGCGGGUUGAAGCCGUGGGUGUCGGUUGCUCUGUUUCUGAUCAGAGAGAAAAGCAGAGCCGAUUCCAAGUGGCGGACUUACCUUGAUAUCCUUCCAGAGUCGACCAAUUCGACUGUGUUCUGGUCAGAAGAGGAGCUUGAUCAGCUUCAAGGAACCCAACUUUUGAGCACAACAAUGAGUGUAAAAGAGUACGUGCGGACUGAGUUUCAAAAACUUGAACAAGAAACCAUCCUCCCUAACAAACAGCUUUUUCCUUCUCCCAUCACACUCGACGACUUCUUCUGGGCCUUCGGCAUACUCAGAUCGAGGGCAUUCUCCCGCCUUCGUGGUCAGAAUCUUGUUUUGAUCCCUCUUGCAGACUUCAUUAACCACAGUUCAAGCAUAACCACAGAAGAACAUGCAUAUGAGGUCAAAGGAGCAGCAGGUCUUUUCUCUUGGGAUUAUCUGUUUUCGCUACGGAGCCCCGCUACCGUCAAGGCUGGUGAGCAGGUUUUCAUCCAAUAUGAUAUAAACAAGAGCAAUGCUGAGUUUGCUUUGGAUUACGGAUUCCUGGAUUCCAACGCUAAUCGUAAUGGAUUUACCUUAACGCUGGAAAUAUCCGAAUCAGACCCAUUUUACGAGGACAAGCUGGACAUUGCUGAGACAAAUGGUUUGGGUGCAACUGCGUACUUCGACAUAUUUUUGGAGAGUUCGCUUCCACCUGCAUUGAUUCCUUAUCUGCGGCUGGUAGCUCUUGGAGGGACCGACGCUUUCCUCUUGGAAUCUAUAUUCAGGAACGAUAUCUGGGGCCACCUUCAACUGCCGGUGAGCCCUGCCAACGAAGAGCUCAUAUGCAGAGUAGUCCAAGACGCCUGCAAAUCCGCUCUUUCCGGCUAUCCCACCACUAUCGAAGAGGAUGAGAAGCUGAAAGAAUCAAAACUGGAUCCAAGGCUUGAGAUUGCUGUUGGAAUAAGGCAAGGGGAGAAGAAGGUGCUGCAGCAUAUUGACGGGAUUUUCAGGGCCAGAGAAUCAGAGCUACCUCAACUGGAAUACUACCAGGAAAGGCGUCUCAAGGAUCUCGGCCUCUGCGGGGAGCUCGAAGACAUUGUCUUCUGGGAACCCAAGUAGGGAAAAUUCAUGUCACUAAGAGAACAGUCAUAAACUAGUUUCAUCUAUUGACAAACGCUUUCGUCUAUAUUCGUGUUAUUUGUAAUUUAUAUAGAACUGAACACUCGAUUCGUGUCAA